This is a messenger RNA of Manduca sexta (tobacco hornworm), 5348 nucleotides long. RefSeq names its product ras-like protein family member 10B. The transcript has 3 exons. Gene Ontology annotation, molecular function: GTPase activity; GTP binding. The coding region runs from base 515 to 1378 and encodes 287 amino acids. NCBI's taxonomy places the organism in Eukaryota, Metazoa, Arthropoda, Insecta, Lepidoptera, Sphingidae. The record is from RefSeq and is a predicted model, not a curated record.
CUCACGGGGGUCGGCAAGCGCGUCAGUCAAUUGCCGGCAUAACCGACGGGUAGACGCGUCGCCAUUUUGCGAAUUUACCCGCCAAAACUUUGCGGAACGACGACAUUCCGUUGGACAUUUUUGAAAAAAGAAUUUGUGGAAACUGGUGUUUUAAACGUGGAGAUUUAAGUUUAAAUAAUAAAAAGAAACUUUCGAAUUUGGAAUACACGCUCUGUAUGAUUACAGCAAAAAGGUGUAAUAUUGAGUGCUUGUGUAGUAAAAAAUAUUGGAAAAUAAUAAAAAUUAUUGAUUGAGAAUUUAUCCUAAAUAUUUUCUCAACAUAAACGUAAAGUUUAGUACAAUUUAAUAGAUUAUAGCAAAACAUUAAUCUGUAUACUUCUUAGCAUAAUGUAAUAAACAUAAACACGGUAUACAUUAAAUAUUCCGUUCGGAAACAAUUUCAAAUAAUAGACACAAAACCAAAAAUAAUGCGUAACGAUAAUGAUGUGUUAGCGUGCGCGGUAGUUCCACUGAAAUGAACAGACUGGACAAUACUUCGAAACGAGACAAAGACGACGAUGACAACGAAAAAGGGAACUGUACGAAGCAAAACAAAAUACUUGAAUUGGACCUGGACUACCUGGAACGCGGAGGUGGUGGGACUCUGACAGUGGGCGGGGCUCCCAGCGUGGAGCCAAGUCCGGACAGCCUGGACCUCGUCAAAGUGGUGCUACUGGGAGCCCCAGCUGUGGGCAAGACCAGUAUUAUACAGCAAUUCGUCUGGAGCGACUUUUCAGAAGAAUACGUGCCCACCGACCGCAAACACACGUUCUACCCGUCGGUGAUCAUCAACGAACAUUUGUACGAAGUGAAGAUCACUGACGUGCCAGUAAUACCUUAUUUCCCAAUAAACUCUUACUACGAGUGGGCGCAUUACAGAUUCUACGGGCUCAGAAAUGCUACAGCAUACAUCUUAGUAUUCGAUUUAUCUAACGUAGAAACAUUCCAAUACAUCAGGACUCUAAGAGAUCAGAUGGUAGAAAGUCGUGACAUGAGAAACGUACCAGUAUUAGUGGUUGGUAAUAAGCAAGAUUUGCUCUGCAGUAACACACCUUCAGCUGCAAGCGGAUUACAACAGCUAGCGAUCGCUGAAAGCGCUUGUGGUGACUCUCGUGAGAAACGAAGGAAUAUCGUAAACCUUGUGAGAAAGCACUGGAAAUGCGGCUACGUCGAAUGUUCAGCCAAGUAUAACUGGAGAGUUAUAGCAGUGUUCAAGGAAUUGAUGGAGAUGAUAGAUGCUCUCGAGUGGAGUGGAGGGGGCAGGAGCGCGGAGCCGCCUCCAGACUCCUCGACGGGAGCCGGAGGCGGCUCGCAUGAGACGCGUUGUGUAAUUGCUUAGCACUGCUGACUCAGUAGAUUUCUUUGUCUUUUUGAAAAUAUCAAAGAGACGAUGUCCAAAUUAUGGGCAGAUUUGGUUCAUUGGUUCUAUAAAUUUAAUCGCAGAAAAGAAUCCGAUGGAAUUGAGCAAUAUUUGGACUCUAAAAUAAUUGAGGAUUUUGAACAUAUAAGCGAUAAUUCUGGACGCUCUAGUAUGAAUUUAAGUGAUAGCGACUGAAAAAUUAAAAGACCUUAUCAUGCACUUCAGUGUUUAGCGUCAUGAUAACUACAAAGAAGAACUGACUUAAAUUAAAAGUGUGUUUUUAAAAUGUACCCUUUAAAAAUAGCUAAGUCUUUACCAUGUUUGAAAUAAAGGCGGUUAUACACAGUGAUAAAAUGCAAGUAUACUGCAAAUCAUGUAUAAACCUCUAAUGACCUUGCUUUGAUGUUAUAUAUUUUAUUUUUACAUCUACUGCCAUACAUCUGUAAAGUGACACAGUAGGAUGACGAUGCGUAACACGCUGAAACAGACUUAAUCUAGUUAACUUGAGUAUCGGUGUACGCAUAAUGUAUAAGGCAAAAGGAAAGUGAAUUGCUUGUUCAUGCUUCGGUCGCCUAGUAAGUAGUAGGUACAUUCAGCCACAAAAUUGCAGAAGAAAUUAUUUUAUUCCUUAUGAACAAUCAUUUUACCCCCUUAUUCAUGGAAGUUAUUUAUCUAAGGACGGAGUAUUGCUGUGAUAACAAGUCUGUUUCUUCGUGCUGACGGCAUUGCCUUCUUGUCUUUAGAUAAAUAACGUCUAUGAAUAAGGGGGUUAGUCUUUACCAAAAUAAUCUUUAUUUUAGAUAAUUCGAUUGAAGGUAAUAUGCAGAAUCGAUUUGAAGUUUUGAAUUUAUUUAGCUAUUUUUGUGGCUAACUGUACAUGAUAAUGUAGGGUAUUUGUGUACUCUUGCAAUUAAACUGUGUGUAAGCGACUUACUAGCGUAAAAUGUAGGUGUUUCAAGAGGUUGUAGUUUUCGUAUCAUAAUUAAGAAUAAAUUGACCUUAUUGUUGUUAUGUUAAAUAUUUAAGGAGUAAAUAACUAUAGGACUGUUCUAGUAUAUUUUAUCACCAAACGCCAAAAUUACUCACUUUAUUGUUAUAGUCUAGACUCACGACACAUUUCAGCAUUUGAUUGUCAAAAACAAACCAGUUAAAGUUUUGUUAUUCCGCUACUAACGUCAUUGCUUUAAUGACCUUUUGCAUUUGUUAUUGAGAUGUCCCACUUCUCAAAGGUUUAUUGUCAAAUAAUAAAAUGUAAUUCCGAGUACAUAGUCCAAAUAUUGAUUUAAAUUUUAUCCAUUGUUGAAUUCCCCUAUAAAUUUUCUACAUUUGGAAUUCUUCCAGGGUAAUUUUACACUUUUCUAUUCUCUUAAAUUAGAUUUGUAAAUAAUGUGUGUUUGCGUGUUGAAAUGAUGACCUCUACUUAAUGUCAAAGAAAAAUAAAACUUAUUCCAAUUUACACAGAAAUCAAUAAUGAGUAAAUCAAUAGAAAGUUUUAUAAUCCAAGUUCAUUCAAUUUUAGCUAACAACAUAUGGACGGUUGAGACGCUAAUUGGCUAAGCGACAUUUGUUUUCGAAAAAAAUUUACUUGGUUAAAAAAAUAUAGAAAAAAGUGCUGAUUUUAAUAAGUCAAUUAGCCUUUCAACCGACGAUAUAUUAAUUAAGACUUACAAUUAGUGAACCGGUAAUAUAGAAAUUUCUGGUAAUUAAGAUGUAAAUAUGUUUUUUAAGUAGUAAAGCUAAGAUAGACCGUAGAUCCUUGUAUACGCUUACCUCUGGUAUUUAGAUCUCCGAGGAUUUUCCUCAUGCUAUGAGCUUCUUCGAUUAGCGGUGUUGUGAUACCCACUCUGUGUUGUGCUUUUCUGACCUGUGUGCUUCCUCCAAUGUUGUUUCUAGUAUUUAGAUGUAACCCUAUCCAAAUUGUUCGUAAUGAUGGAUGAAAAAUGUUCUCAUUAUAGUGUUAAGAAAUCUGGUGAUAUCUAGUUCACCUUGUCAUUUACCUGGUGGAGAGAAGUUAUCUGUUCCUUGUAUUUUUUUAAUGAUUGCUUGACAAUCAUUUUUUACCUCGUGGUACCAUUUAAAUGAAUCUCUUCGCGUGGAUUUAUUAUAGCUUGCAAAUAAUCCCGUUUUAGUAUCAUUGGUAUAAGACUUUAGAUUUCGAAUUUACAGGGACGAACUCCUCAAAAUCGAAGAGAAUUUUAUGAUUAUGUACUUUUUAUUUAUGAAGAAAACCUAAGUCGCCGCAGUCGAAAACGGUAUGGGAGACAUCUUUAUUAUAAUGUAUUAUACUAUGUUGACUUAUUGUAAGAAAUUAAAGACUAUUUUAAUUCUGAAAAUUGAGAUGCCUUCCAUAAAACUAAGAAUCUUUAAAAAAACAUAAUUUCCAAUAUCCGAGACAGUAAGUGAGAGAUCUAAUUUGAACGAUCGUGUCUUUGGCAUGCCAGGUUUAUUUUUAAUCUGCAGCACGGAUUACUGGCAUAAAUUAACUAUAAUUUAUUAUGAUUUUGAAUGACCCUUCAUUAUGAACAAUUUGCAUGUUAUUGUUGUCUUAAUUGUUAAACUUUGUUGCAAUAAUGUGAAACACCUUGUAGGAUAAUGAACUUUGUAUAAAUGUAAAUAAUGUGAUGUUUGAAUUGUCUCCAAUACAAAUAGUGCUGUUUAUUGGAAUUGUUUUUGAUUGGAAAUGUAAUAUUAAGCAAUAACAAUGUCUUAUUACCUUUUAUUGUCAUAUCUUUAGAGUUACACCACUUUCUAUUUAUGCUAUAAAUGUUCAAAUGUAGUGAAAAUAAUUUUAUUGUAAUUAUCGACUUCUUAUUUUAACAUCAUUAUGUUUUUUUUUAUUAAAAUAACUUUCGUAAUUACCACAAAAUUAUUAAAUUAUACAUCGGUAUUUAAGUCAUUGGAAGGACAUUGGUUUAAUAUAUAUGAAAGCUUAAUACAUAAAAUACCUAAUGGUCCAUUAUUUUCUAUUAUCACACAUACAGAAUUAUUAAAAUUACAUUUGUAUUUACUGAAUAUAAAAACUGGACAAAUUAAAUGACGCAGUACAUCCUUAAUACUGUGGAUUCGCAUUUGAUCUGUCUUACUCUUCAGAAAAAAAAAUCUAAUUUUCCCAAACAUAGAACAAUACACAUUUCUAAUCAUCUGUUUCAGCCAAAACAUCCAAUACAUCAUUACAUUUCUGCUUUAUUUACAUGAUCGACAGCAUCCCUAACAAUUUAACCCCAUUUUUCGCUAAGCAAUUCAUUUCAGGGUUCGUCUUGGAGCCCGUAUCUAUCCUUUGAUUAUCGAUACGUGAAAUUGCAUUUGUAUUAGAAUAUAAAUAAGAAUGGGGUUCCCAGUUGAUUUAUUUAUAGAAUUUUUCUGUUGGAUUAUUGUUUCGUAGAACGUCUUUGUUGCGCGAAGUUAUUUUAUACUUGAGUUAAAACCAGUUCUAAGAUUAUGUAGACCGGACAUUCGAAAGAUUGUCAUACAAAAAUUUUGCGCUCAUGCGACGGUUACUCAUUCUACCGUCUAAUAUCAAAACACCAAUGUAAAAUACUUCAUGUUUAGUCUAUGGUGAUUUGCACGUUUUUAAUGCGCUUAUAAGCAUAUUUUCUGUAAAUGUGCUAUUUUCGUAUUAAUAAGAACGCUGUGAAAUCUUGUCACAUAUUUCAAAUAAGACGACUUAUUACCAAUUGGUAACUUUUAGAGCAUAUUUUGGUACUAAUGUCCAGUCUAUAAGUCAGUUUACUGUUUAAUGUCUUUAGUUAAAACGUAGGAAUGACUAAUUUAUUAUUGUAUUUACGGUUAAUCCUCCGUUUUCUAGAACACCAAAUUGUAAAUCGAGUGUUGACGUGUCUAGAUUUUGAUAUACAAAAUUGUGGCCAAAUGUUUGCAUUUCGUGGUUGAAACCUAGUUAACUUACGAUUAUACAAAUGUUACACGGUGCAAUAAAAAGUUGUGACGAAUA